Sinocyclocheilus grahami is the source of this 1275-nucleotide messenger RNA. Its product is annotated as piggyBac transposable element-derived protein 4-like. Bases 1 to 1275 code for a protein of 424 amino acids. Lineage: Eukaryota; Metazoa; Chordata; Actinopteri; Cypriniformes; Cyprinidae. The record is from RefSeq and is a predicted model, not a curated record. The transcript has a single exon.
AUGGGCAUCAAUCAGCUGCCAGAGUAUGGCAUGUACUGGGCCAGUGACAUUUUCAUAGGUAAUGCUGGCUUUAAGAAAACAAUGACUGCCCGGCGCUUUGAAAAGCUCAACCAAAACCUGCAUUUAUGUGAUCGAGAGUCAGAGCCUUCCAAAGGGGAGCUGGGUUAUGAUGGGCUUUACAAAAUACGCCCCCUGCUGGAUAUGGUUGGAAGUACCAUGUGGGAUGCCUACCUGCCUAACCGUUGUUUGACUAUUGAUGAGUGUGCUAUCGCCCCGAAAGGCCGCUUUUCACCAACCCAGUACAUGCCGUCAAAGCCUUUGCGGAAGGGACUGAAAGUGUGGAUGCUUUGUGACUCUCGCUCGGGCUACUGCCACCGCACUCGUAUUUAUGUUGGUAAGCCGAGCGACGAUCUGGCAGCUGCUGCAUUGAGCCACAAGGUGGUGACAUCACUGGUAAGGGGGCUUGAGGGUAGGCACCACCACAUUUUCAUGGACAGCUUCUUCACAUCGGUGCCCCUGCUGCAGCAUCUGCUGCAUCAAGGGCUUUACGCCUGCGGCCCUACCAACCCGUGUCGCCGCGGUUACCCCGAAGCCCUCAAACCUCGCAAUGUCGGGAAGUUAGCACCAGGUGAGUUCUAUCAGUGUCAGCAUGGGAACCUGGUAGCCACCAUCACAAAGGAUGCUAAAAUUGUUAGCUGUGUGUCUUCUAACUCUGCACCCGGCAUUGUGGGCAUCGGGCCAGGUAAACUCGAUGGAGACGCAAGUGAUGGAGACUGUGGACUGGUGGGGCUUGGGAUACCUCGUCCCCUUCCUCUGCUUUUAUACCAAGAGAACAUGAGGGGUGUUGAUUUGUGCGACCAGCUUAGGGAGUGCUACCAGGUUGGGAGGCCAUGUAAAAAAUGGUGGCGCUACUUCGUGUGGUUUUACGUCAAUCUCUGCAUCGUCAACGCCUACGUGGUACAACGAGAAAGCCGAGGAGGGUCUCCACCAGCAGGCUUUAACGGCAAACAGUUUACACAGCGUCAUUUCCGUAUUCGCCUGGCGCAGCAGCUGAUUGGUGACUACCAGGGGGCAAGGGGCAUGGAGCGGGCGGCCCGUAAACGCCACGCAGACUCGCCCUUGGAGUACGGGCACCGCCUCGAGCGCAUGUCAGAACGCUCGCGACGCUGUCGGAACUGCACUAACAAAGGCCUGAGACACGAGAGUGUGUUCGGGUGCAAGAUCUGCAACGUGCACCUGUGUAGAGGAGGGUGCUUCAGUGAAUUCCAUAAAUGA